AUGAUUGUUGGUCGCCGUUUGCAAAAGGUAUAUCAACAGUGCAAAGAUUACAUACAGAAUACCGCCAAUGUACCAGUGAGAUUUACUCUGUAUUAUGAAUCUCUGUGUCCUGCUUGCAAGGAUUUCUUCAUAGAACAGCUGUACGAAACCUUCCAAAAAGUGGGCAGCAUCAUGAACCUGACCCUUGUCCCAUAUGGAAAUGCAUUGGAACAAAAAAUAGGGGACCAAUGGGUAUUUUAUUGCCAAGGUGGAAAGCAACAGUGUAUUGGCAAUGUUAUUGAGACCUGUGCCAUAAACAUUCUCAAAAAUAUUGAUGUUUACUUGCCAUUUAUCCACUGUAUUGAGAACUACUCUGGCAUCCAGCCAAGCAUUGCAGCACAGGGGUGUGCUUCGCAAAUGAAUAUUGACGUUGCACCUAUUUUGAAAUGUUCCACUAGCAAGAUGGGCAGUGAUUUGGAACACCAGAUGGCAGUCAAAACCAAUGCUCUACAACCUCGUCAUACAUAUGUACCUUGGGUUACUCUCAAUGGGGUACAUACCAAAGCAAUCCAGCAGAAAGCUGUAGACGAUUUGAAACAGUUAAUCUGUGAGACAUAUCAGGGUGGUUAUAAACCUGUGGCCUGCUCAAGCUUGAAGAGAUCUGUAAGAAGCUACAAACUUGAUAACAAACCAGAAAUUUGACUGAAAACAUCAAAUGCUCUCUCUCUUACAAGGUUUAUUUACUUUAUCCAAUUUUUUGCCAAAUUUUGUAAUGAAAAACAGUUGCCUAACAACAGAAUUUAUCUGUGGCAUACAAAAUAUAUCACAGGGAAGAUUUUCAUGUAGAUUGGUA
This is a messenger RNA of Lingula anatina, 832 nucleotides long. RefSeq names its product gamma-interferon-inducible lysosomal thiol reductase-like. Gene Ontology annotation, molecular function: oxidoreductase activity, acting on a sulfur group of donors, disulfide as acceptor. The record is from RefSeq and is a predicted model, not a curated record. NCBI's taxonomy places the organism in Eukaryota, Metazoa, Brachiopoda, Lingulata, Lingulida, Lingulidae.